This is a messenger RNA of Brassica oleracea var. oleracea, 567 nucleotides long. RefSeq lists its product as uncharacterized. NCBI's taxonomy places the organism in Eukaryota, Viridiplantae, Streptophyta, Magnoliopsida, Brassicales, Brassicaceae. Bases 1 to 567 code for a protein of 188 amino acids. The transcript has 2 exons. The record is from RefSeq and is a predicted model, not a curated record.
AUGAGCAUGAUAUAUGGGUUUAAGAAAGAGAUAUCAGAGAUCUUUGAGAUAAGUGACCUAGGACGUCUAAGAUACUACCUAGGAAUCGAAGUUGUUCAAUGUGAAGAAGGGAUAAUGUUGAGUCAAGAGAGAUAUGCGAAGAAGAUCUUGUGUGAAGCGGGGAUGGACGACUGCAACUCGGUGCAAGCACCAAUGGAGUUUGGAUUAAAGCUAACUACAGCAACGGAAGAGCAAUGCAUCGACGCUACAGAGUAUCGUCGUCUGAUCGGAUGUCUUAGGUAUCUCAUUCAUACGCGUCCGGAUCUUGCGUUCUCUGUGGGACUGCUGAGUCGUUACAUGCAUGAACCAAAGAAAUCUCACGGUGCAGCUUUGAAGCAAGUCCUCCGAUACUUAAAGGGGUACAGUGACAGCGGACACUGCAUAGACGAAGAUGAUGGUAGGAGUACCACUGGACAUAUAUUCUAUCUGAACGAGUGUCCAAUCUUGUGGUGCUCUCAGAAGCAAGAAACCGUGGCGCUUUCUUCAUGUGAGGCAGAUUUUAUGGCCGCCACGGAAGCUGCAAAAUAG